Molecule: messenger RNA, 507 nt
Organism: Pipistrellus nathusii (Nathusius's pipistrelle)
Lineage: Eukaryota; Metazoa; Chordata; Mammalia; Chiroptera; Vespertilionidae
Source: the annotation of a GenBank genome assembly
AUGGCAUCAGAUGAAGGCAAGCUUUUCGUUGGAGGGUUGAGUUUUGACACCAAUGAGCAGUCGCUGGAGCAGGUCUUCUCAAAAUACGGACAGAUUUCUGAAGUGGUGGUCGUGAAAGACAGGGAGACCCAGCGGUCACGGGGCUUUGGGUUUGUCACCUUUGAGAACAUCGACGAUGCCAAAGAUGCGAUGAUGGCCAUGAAUGGGAAGUCUGUGGACGGGCGACAGAUUCGAGUUGACCAGGCUGGCAAGUCAUCUGAUAACCGAUCUCGUGGGUACCGAGGCGGCUCUGCUGGGGGCCGGGGCUUCUUCCGUGGGGGCCGAGGCCGCGGCCGUGGGUUCUCCAGAGGAGGAGGGGACCGAGGCUAUGGGGGGAGCCGGUUCGAGUCCAGGAGUGGGGGCUACGGGGGCUCCAGAGACUACUACAGCAGCCGGAGUCAGGGUGGCGGCUAUGGCGAUCGGAGCUCUGGAGGGUCCUAUAGAGACAGCUACGACAGUUAUGGUUGA